Pocillopora verrucosa is the source of this 786-nucleotide messenger RNA. The record is from RefSeq and is a predicted model, not a curated record. NCBI's taxonomy places the organism in Eukaryota, Metazoa, Cnidaria, Anthozoa, Scleractinia, Pocilloporidae.
AUGAACAGACCCGUGUCCUUAUUGUGCGGACACAGUGGAUGCCAAGAAUGUAUACAUCAGCUUAUUUCAAAUCAAUCCGGAGGUGGACGGGAAAAGGCGUGUGCAGUAUGUCGGGAGCCAAUCAACGAACACAUGUUGAACAUCAGCAUACCCCUCAGCUCAGUCAUUUCCAAAUUGAAUGUGAAAUGCACAAAAGUUGGCUGCACGUGGGUCGGUGAGCAUGGUUCUAAAGAGAGACAUCAAGAGACCUGCUCAUUCCUCCUUCUGGAAUGCCCCAAUGGCUGUCCUGGAUCGCAUUUGCGAGAUUCACUUGAGCGUCACUUGGAGAUCUGCCCUCAAGAGAAAGUACCUUGCAAGUACUGCACUGCUGAGGUGAAAAGGUCCCAUGUUCACCUUCAUUUGGACGAAUAUCCGAAAAGAAUGAUGAAAUGCAGCGUGGCCGGUUUCUUAAGUUGCCGUGAAAGGGAGUUGUGUAAGCGAAAGUACUACAGAUGGACAGUGCCGAAGUCGACAAUCCGAAUUCCAGAGGAUAUUUCAAGUCCACUGUUUGGGUUUGAAAGUCACUCAUUUCGGUGUCUGUGGAAGAGGACCUCUGGCCAAAAUAGGCUGUUUCUAAAUGCAGUGUUUGGUUCUUCGCCAAUCACAGUUCAAACAAGAUUUGUUUUGUUAAACGAGGACGGAGGAAUGAGAGUCUUUGAUACCGAAUAUGAAACCCUUAUGGAGGAUCAAAUCAUCGGGGCAAAGGAAAACUUUGGCCCGAUUAAAAAGGGCAAGAUUAAAUUAUAA